Molecule: messenger RNA, 2850 nt
Organism: Podospora anserina S mat+
Lineage: Eukaryota; Fungi; Ascomycota; Sordariomycetes; Sordariales; Podosporaceae
Exons: 3
Coding region: 1-2850 (949 amino acids)
Molecular function (GO): protein binding
Source: RefSeq, a predicted model, not a curated record
AUGUUUAAUGUUUCCCAAGGUUUCACACACUCAUAUUCCCUUACCGCCUGUCAGAGAGGCAUGAAGGCCAGCGGCUUGAUGCGAUCUGGUGGUUGCCAACCCCUGUCCAAUCCAUUGGCUUCGCAAAGGAGCCCCAAGGCGGCACAGACGUCGCCGCGUUGGUCCGCGCCGUCACUAUACAGGGGACGUACUUCUGGAACAUGCAUGGAAGCUGCGUGGAAGCUACACAGAAGCCUUCGACGUUGCAUCCGACUUUUUAUACUUAGCGGGAUACCCGUGCCUCGCACCAAUCUCAUCCCACAGGAACAGGUACCUCUGCAUCAGGCCCCUUUGGGCCCAUCUGGCUCCCCCUGGCUGAACCACAUCUGUCUUCCUCCCCCCCAGCUGCCCAUCACCACCCUUUUACGGACCAUGUUCAACUCCGCCGGAAUAUCACCUUUACCUAUCUCGAUAUCGACGAUUAUGCCUGCAGACAUGAUGGCUCAUCUUGGAUCAGGCCAAGGACAGCCCGGCCUCGUCAUGUAUGGUCUCUAUGGACUAGAUACGUUCGAGCACGUCGAGAUCGAUGAAUAUCAGGUUCCGUUCCCCAUCAACCGCCGUCGACCAUGCUCAAGCAGUUUUCCCAAGCCUUGCGUGUUCGACAGUAUGGCCUCCUCACCAUCACCAGGCUCUGUUACAACUGCGCCGUCCAGAGAAGGCUCUCGGAUCGGACGACCACCGCAAUGGACAGUUUCACGAUCGCGAAAGCUGGCUAGGCUAUACCUCUAUACGACACUUUCCAUCGAGAGGAUUAUCCGGGUGCUUGAAGAUGACGUCUUCAAACCGAGGUGCGGGGAUCGGGAGUUUGCAGGGCUCUACACGGCGCUGACAGAUUUUGCAGGAAGAAUUCAGCUCAAAAGACGAUUCACAAAAUGCUGGACAACGACCCCCGAUAUCUUCGACCCGAAACACAAUCUGGCAAGGACUGAAAUUUCGUCAGUAUCCGGCUCAAGCCGUAGGGUAGAGGAAGGCCCUUCCUUUGACUUUGCUGGUUCGCCCGACGCACUCCUUAGUCCCAUUCGAUGGUCGAUACCCCUGAGCGCUCAGACGACAGACGUCACCGACUUUGCGGGCUCUAGUGACAGAGGUUCAGCCAUGGUCCAAGACCUCAAGAGGAGGCUAUCAGACUGUUCCACGCACUUCGCCCACCAAAUCACAUCGUUGAUUAGAGACUUUACUAUUGCUGGAAGUUCACAAGACGAAUUAUCUACUGGCCGCCGACCUUCUGAGGCUCUCAGUGACAGGUCUGGGCACGAUGAACUUUCUGAGUUGGGGAUCAGUAACGAGCCAUUCGAAGCCUUCCCCGAGCCGGCCUUCGCAGUACCAGGAGACUUUUUAAGCGCGCACAGACGGAACUGUGCCGACUUUCCAGGGCAGCAACAUGGAGUCGGUGACUGUUGGUGCUCCAUCGCCGGUGAUACCUCACUGGACCAGAACUCUUGGUUGAUGCCGACGGGUGAAUUGAGUGUGCGUGCACGCCAUGUUCUUAAUCAUCCUUCUCCAGGUAGUCUCAGCCUCCUUGACAGUUUCGGGAACACGCCUCUACACCUCUUCGCCACGCUAGAAGGGUACCAAGACACCCUCUUCAGAAUGGUGCUCAACUGCGAUGUCGAAACCCUGAAGAUUACGAACACUGCUGGCCAAACGUUUCUCCAUACGCUCAACCUGGAUUGGUUCCUUAACCUUACAGACCCGUCGACACUACUGAAACAACUUCUUUCACACAUCAGAGACUCAGUUCCAGACCUUGUUCACGAGACCGAUGUGUAUGGACGCACCUUCUUUCACCGCGCCCAUUCCCUCGUUCGGGACCCAGAAGCCCUUGCCAACCUCUUCUCUCCGUUCGACUCUCUUCGGGCAGCCCGUCGUGAUGCCUUCGGCUUCAAUCCUCUUGGCAGCGGCAUCACGGGCGACCAAGGCCCAUAUACUCCCCCAAGAAGAGGAAAUAACCUUUCACCUCAAGUUGAAUACCUUUCCAGUUCCGCCGGUCCUUCACGCGGUCAUUCUGCCUCGCCCAGCGACAACGACUCGUUCUUAGCCUAUCAUGCUCGUCUUGUCGAAGUCAUCCAGUCAUCCUACAACAACCCACAGGUGGAGGACGCUGAAGGCCGUAACGGAUUACACUGUCUCGCAGAGGCUAUUCUCAACCAGCAGUCCAUGAACCGCCAUGUCUCUUCUUCUGUCGGCGCCCCUUCCAUCCACCAGCGACCCAGUCUCAAACGAAAACUAGACUCUUCCAAAGAGUCAAUCACUUCUUUUCCAUCACCUUCGCCUUCCUCCACCGCUUCUGCUUCGACCGCCUCGAACGAAUCUACCCUCACGACUCGACUUCGCCAUCUCACUGGCCUUCUCCACCACUCGCACGUCGAUGUCAACGCCUAUGACAAGUCAGGCAACACACCUCUUAUGGCUUUCAUCACACAUAUUCCAGACGAUCAGGACGACAAAUCAAAGACAUUACUCGCCAUUCUUGAAACUAUCAUUCGAGCAAAGGGGUGCAAGAUCGAGGCUAGGAACAGAAGGGGCGAGACAGCCUUGUUGGUGGCGGCUAGGCUGGGCAGGAAGGUAGCACUAACAACACUGUUAGAACAUGGAGCCAAUGUUCACGCCCGAGAUGUGGAUGGGAGGGGGGUGUUGGAGGUGGUGGAUGAAGUUUGCAAGGGGGCUGGGAGGGGAGAAAGAGGGAAGGGUGCUGGCAAGGGGGACAUAAGCCUGUAUGCCAGGGCGGAGGCUUGCAGGGUUCUGUUGACUGGGAGGAGGGAUUGGGGUGUUGUUGGAAGGCCUGGGGUAGGGAGGGAGUGGAGGGUGUAA